GAGGACUCCAUGCGGGAAGGAGAAGCGGCGCCUCUCGACUCGAAAUAUCGUUCCAAACGAAAAUGGAGUUUGUUAAAGAAGAGGGAGAUGACAUAUGUUAUCCAGAAUCCUCCCGAAUAAAACAUGAAGAUACUGAGGAAGAAAUAGAUCUGAUUGAAGUGAAAGAGGAGAGUCCAGAUCUGAAUGAAGAGGAGGAGAAACAUCAUGACUUCAAAAUAGAAGAAAUCGAUUUUAGCUGCUCACAGACGGAAAUGAAUUUCUCAAAAGGGAGAACUCGAAAUACAGAACCUGAAACCUGUUUCAUCUGCUCUGAGUGUGGAAAAACUUACACACGUAAAGACACCCUUAAGAUGCAUUUAAGAAUUCACACUGGAGAGAAACCUCACACAUGUCAACAGUGUGGAAAGGGUUUCAAAUCUAAAUCAGAUCUUAACAGACAUGUGAUAAUUCACACUGGAGAGAAACCUUACACCUGCCCUCAGUGUGAAAAGAAGUUUGCAUGUACAAGUAAUCUUAAGAAGCACAUGAGAUUUCACAGUGGAGAGAAACCUUUCACAUGCUUUCAGUGUGGAAUAAGUUACAGAUAUAAAUCAAAUCUUAAUAGACACAUGAGAAUUCACAGUGGAGUGAAGUCCUCAUAGCUUUUAAAUGGUAGCUGAUAAGCUUCCGAGUUUCUCGUACCGCUUCGCAUUUCCUUUUCACCAUAAAAACAGAUCCUUGUCCAUUGGAAUGCAUAACUCCAACCGGAAAUGGGGACUCUAGUUAGAGACUUGGACUUUAGUCGCAUUUUAUUAGUCCUCAGACUCCACUUCAGACUUCACACAAAGGACUUGUGAAUAUCUCAAAAACUAGUCUUUUAACCUUAACUAUUAAUAUCUUAAAGGAAGAAUUUGUUUUAUUUGUAUGGUUUUAUUAUAUCCACUUCACAUUUACACGUGUCAUGAUCGAUCGGACCCUUAUCAUAGAAUUCGGUGAUGUAUUUCUUUGUAAACCCCAAAAUGUUUAAGAGUCCCAUGAAACAUGACGGCACCCGUCGUGCCAUUUGUGCUCACUCAUAUUUGGUUGAGCCCUCAGAAGAAGAAACUUCAAGAAGAUCACAUUCUCAAAGGUUAUUCACAUUAAUUAACACAAAGCUAGCUAAUAUUGUGCUGUCGCAAACAUUGGGCAUUGUAGCUACAUGAUCGCUAGACAGAGGAUGCGUCAAUGUAAACCUAGCGCUUCAUUUUAUCAUUGAUUUCAUAGUAUAUGUGUCACCUCUCUUUGUCUGUCUCUCUCUCUUUGUGUGUGUGUGUGUAUAUAGAGCAAGUGUGUGUGAUAUAUAUAUAUAUAUAUAUAUAAUGACUUUCGUUCUUUCUGGUCAUUCUCUGUUGACCUCAUCAACGAUGUGUUUCCAUCUGCAGAACUGCCGCUCACUGGAUGUUCUUGUUUUUGGCAUCAUUCAGAGUAAAUUCUAGAGACUGUUGUGAGUGAAAAUCACAGGAGAUCAGCAGUUACAGAAAUACUCAAACCAGCCCAUCUGGCACCAACAAUCAUGCCACGGUCCAAAUCACAGAGAUCAAAUUUUUUCUCCAUUCUGAUACUUGUAUACAUUAACUGAAGCUCCUGAUCUGUAAAAGUAGAUGGGCUGGUUUGAGUAUUUCUGUAACUGCUGAUCUCCUGUUGAUUUUCACUUAACAGUCUCUAGAAUUUACUCUGAAUGGUACCAAAAACAAAAUGGUUCUGUGGACAGAAACCUUUACAUUUAUGCAUUUGGAAGACGCUUUUAUCCAAAGCGACUUACAGUGCCCUUAUUACAGGGACAAUCCCCCUGGAGCAACCUGGAGUUAAGUGUCUUACUCAAGGACACAAUGGUGGUGGCUGUGGGGAUUGAACCAGCAACCUUCUGAUUACCAGUUAUGUGCUUUAGCCCACUACACCGCCACCAUCACUCCAGAAACACCUUGUUGAUGAGAGAGGUCAACAGAGAAGGCCAAAUUGGUUCGAACUUACAAAGUCUGUGGAGAAACCGAGAUUGUACAGAGAUAACCGCUCUGUACAAUUGUGGUGAAAAGAUCCUCUCCGAAUGCUAUUCUGAGAUGUGGGUUGGUGCUGUUUUGGCAGCUUUAGGGGAACCUACACAAUAUUAGGCAUGUGGUUUUAAUGUCGUGGCUGAUCGGGGUCCUGGGUAGCUCGGCGAGUAUUGACGCUGACUACCACCCCUGGAGUCAUGAGUUCGAAUCCAGGGUAUGCUGAGUGACUCCAGCCAGGCCUCCUAAGCAACCAUAUUUGCCCAGUUGCUAGGGAUGGUAGAGUCACAUGUGGUAACCUCAUCAUGGUUGCUAUAAAGGGGUACAUGGUGAGCUGUGCGUGGUGUGAUGACACCGAGAAUAGCGUGACACACCUCCAUGUGUGCUAUGUCUCCGCGGUAAUGCGCUCACCAACCCACAUGAUAAGAUGCGCGGAUUGACUGUCUCAGACAUGUAGGCAACUGAGGUUCGUCCCAGAUUGAGGCAAGUGGCAAUGCCACCAUAAGGACUUAAAAAGCAUUGGUAAUUGAGGAGAAAAGGGAGGGUAAAAAUUAUUCACCUUGUACCAUUCAGAGCAUUAAGUGGAGCCACCAAAACAUUGCCUAGAUCGGGGUCUCAUGAGGAUAUUUAUCAGGACCAAAGGCAACUUUUAAGGAUUUAGAAGCCCUUAUGGCUGAGAUUGAUCAUUCUGUCCAUGUGACAACAAUAUCCCAAGCAUUACAUAAAGCUGGCUUGUAUGGCAGGGUGGCAAGAAAGAAACCUCUUCUGAAAAAGUUCCACACUAAGUCCAUGAUGUGGGAGUGUUUCUCUUCAGCUAGGACAGGCCAAUUGGUCAACGGGACUGAAGGAUUUAUGGACGCUGCCAUGUAAAUCCUUGAGGAAAAUCUGUGGCCCUCUGUUCAACAAUUGAAGAUGGGCAGGUGGUUCACCUUUCAGCAUUACAAUAACCCUAAACACUCCACCAAAAAAAAAAAAAAAAAACGAUGCGUGGCUUAAGGAUUGGCAGGUCAAAGUUCUCGAGCCUGUGGAUGUAUUUGAAGAGGGCAGUCCAUCGCCGCUCACUCCGCAAUUUGACUGAACUCAAACAAUUCUGCAAGGAAGAAUGGGCAAAUAUUCCCCAAUCUAGUUGCACGAAGUUAGUAGAGACAUUUCCAAACAGACUGAUGGCUGUCAUUAGAUCAAAAGUUAGUUCUACGAAGAAUUAAAUCCAGUGGCAUGAUCACAUUUCAAACCCUGUUCUUCUAGUUUUUCUUUUAUACAUUUUGCAACUGUUAAUUUGUUCUUUUUUUGUGUGUGUUAUUUGAAUAUUGUAAGACAAUAUUUGUAAAUAAAUCAGGAGAAACAUUUUUAAUAGGUUCUGUUUUCAGGCUGGAAGACAAAACAAAAUGUAUUAUUCCAAAGAGGUAGGAAGGUUUUCUAUGGACACUGUACAUGUUAAGAUUUAAUUAGUUUUGUUUUUGGAGUUUUAAAGAUCCGGUCACCAUUCACGUGCAUUGGAUGGAUCUACCUACAGAACAGAGAUAUUAAUUAUGGAUUACAUUUAUAAUGCCUUCAUGUGCUUUUUGGAUCUUCAAAAUGUUAGUACCCAUUCACUUGCAUUGUGAGGACUAGAGAGCAGAAAUAUUAUUCUAAAAAAUAAAGUCAAACACUUGAUUGAAUGAGAGAAAAUUUGAGAAUUAAAUUUUUGGGGUAAAAUAUCCCUCAAACAACAGUAAAACAUUUCCAAAUCUUUGGUUUCUAACCAGUGCUUCAGUGUGUAACAAACGGACCAACUUAGCAAACCAAUUAUGUUUAUUAUAAC
This is a messenger RNA of Xyrauchen texanus (razorback sucker), 3807 nucleotides long. Its product is annotated as oocyte zinc finger protein XlCOF15-like. Gene Ontology annotation, cellular component: nucleus. The transcript has 3 exons. Lineage: Eukaryota; Metazoa; Chordata; Actinopteri; Cypriniformes; Catostomidae. Bases 63 to 641 code for a protein of 192 amino acids. The record is from RefSeq and is a predicted model, not a curated record.